GGAAGAACGGUUCUCUUUCGCGGAACUGUUCCAACACGGAACCCAGUACCAACCAACCGUGGUCCUCCCGCCAUGACGGAGCCCACAGUGCGGGUGUGUGCCUCCUUCAACGUCCGCAAGUCUGCGCUGCCGGACUUUUGUCAGGCAGCGAGCCGGAUCGCCACCGAAGCAGGUCUGGACGAACACUGUGGCGCUUUCCGUGUGCAACGGGAGAUUGGCUGGACCCGACAGGUCUCCACCGAGGCACAGAGCCUUUUCAUGCUGGUGCAGGAAUGGCAGAGUGGAGACGCUUUGGAAGAACAUGUAAGGUCUCCAGCAGCCAUGCGCUUUGAUCGUGAUUUGAAAGAGGGAGACAUCUUAGCUUGUGCUCCGAUGCUGAGCUUGUUUGGCCCAGAGCUCCUGGUUGCAGACCUCAAGGCCAUGGCAGCGGAGGCCAGAGCCAGCGGACUCGAGCUGCCCAAUUCCGAGGACCCACCCGGCGGAUCGGUGCUUCGACCUGACUCACGGAGCGUGGCGGGCUUCAGGUGAAGACCGCCGAUCCAGUGCCCGAGACGAAGAGCCAAGGCUACAUCAAGAGUCCGGGUGCAGGAAAAGGCAGCCCACAGGCCACCGGACCUGGCUCGAAGGGCGCAAGGGCCGCAAGGGCCAGUGCCGGUGGGAGCACGAAGAAUGGCGCUUGGAAGUGAAGGAAA
This is a messenger RNA of Durusdinium trenchii, 692 nucleotides long. NCBI's taxonomy places the organism in Eukaryota, Dinophyceae, Suessiales, Symbiodiniaceae. The record is from the annotation of a GenBank genome assembly.